AUGGACUGCUGGAGCAAGAAGAUCCCACAGAUUCCUCUUCGUACUUGCAGUCGAAUCGAGGAUCGGUGCCAAGCAGCAGAGUGUAAAUCUGAGCUUGGCGAAGAGCGAUUAGCUGCUGAGCUAAUCGUCGUGAACAGUGAGCAACCGAUUGCAUUGGUUGCUCAGGGUCUUAUGGUUCCCGUGGGCGGAAGGGUGCGCGGGCCGAACCGCCACCCGCCAGCCGCCACGUCCGAGUGGUGGGGCUGGUGGGACUGGGACUCCGACUGGAGUUCCCAGUGGGACUGGAGGACCUCCCAGCAGGAGGAGGCCUCUUCCAGCCAGGCACCAAAGGGUGCCAAGGGGAGCGGAGCAGCCGAAGCUCCAACUCGACCGCGCCGCCCUCUCAUAGGCGAGCGCACCGAAGCCCCGAACCAAAACCGGGGCAGAACAGCCGAGCCCGAGAAGGGCAAAGGCAAGACCGGCCCGAGUGCGGGCCGCCCCGCAGCUGCGCAGCCCGCAAAGGGCAAGGCAGCACAAGCAAAAGGAGCAGAGCAGCCCGCAAAGGGCAGGCCAGCUCCAGCAGGCAAGUCCGGCAAGGGCAAGCCUGCGACCCAAGAGCCUGAGCAGGGUUCUGGGAAAAAGAAGAACCACCGAGGUGGUCGUUCUCACGAGGCCCGCGGCGCCGAAAGGCGCGAAAGAGAGGGUACAGACCCGGUCGUCCUCGUAGAGGGCCCGGGGACUGAUAUCCCAGAGCCGCGCACUCCGGAGCAAGCUCCUGCGGGUGCCGGCCAGGGCUCGGAAUCCUCCUUGGACACCGCGCCGGUGCCCAAGGCGCCAGUCUUCACAGGCCCCGUGCCUGGCGAGGACACUCCAGACUUCGGGGGAAGCAACUCCGAAGGAGAGCGGGAAACCCCGCCCGCUGCUGCUCCAGCUUCUUCCUCUGGCGGGGUCACCCCUGCUAAGAAGGAAGAGCCGGCAGAGCGGGUUGCCCCGCCUGCCUCCGCAAAGGCGGCCGCAGAGCCAGCCGAGGAGGCAAAGCCAGAAGCCUCACCGAAGGCAGCGCCCAAGGCGGCCGAGGCAAAAGAAGAGAGCUCUGGAAGCCCCAGCUCCGAAGCUGGGCAGGAGCAAGCAGCCCCGGCAGAGCCGAAGGUACCGAGAGGUGCUCCGGCAGCCAAAGCACCGACGGUGAAGGCGCCGCCACCUCACUUGGGACCACCGCCUCCGCUAAAGGAGGAACCCAAGGCCGCACAGCCAGGGCCAGCAGAGCCCGAGGCUGCGGUACCUCCCGCGCCUCGGGAGGAAGCUCCAAAGGAGGAGCUAGAGCCCACCUCGCCGGCCGACGAAGGUGAGGAAGAGGAGUCCGAAGAGGAGAGCUCCGAGGGCCAAGGGCCGUGCCAGUUCCUAAACGGACUCAGGCACGCGGCUCGCAACAGGCCAGAGACCCCUUGGGAAGGCAACCCAAGGCUGGCAGAGCAGUACGGAGAAGCCCUGGUCUUGCUGGACGAGAUCAGCCAGGCCAUCUUCGACGCCUCAAGAGAUGCUGCGAUUGGCGAGUUGUCGGCCCAGAGACAACAGGGCCUAGCUGCAGCAGCCGCUACGGCGGCAGUCGCCACGGCGGCACCCGGGCGAGACGACUGGGAGCGCUUUGCCUUUCAGGCAGAGUCUUACCUGGCGGCGCCACUCCAAAUGGCAGCCAUGACCGAGGAAGUGCGGACCCUCAGCGUCCGCCUCUUCGGCAUGCUGGGCAGUUGGACCCAGGACUCCGCCACAGCUGUGAAGCUGGCGCGCGGAGUGAAGGGCCAAAAUGGGUUCGAGCUCUGGCGUCUCCUGUGGCAGGAGCACAACCCAGAGAAUGAGUCCAAGAACCUCACCUGGAGGCGGACCCUGCUGAUGCCAAAGUUCCCGCCAAAGGAGAGCGACUUCUCCUUGGCUCUGCAGGAAUGGGAGGCAGAUGUGGACCGCUACGCCUCCGAGUAUGGCGCGGGGCGCGCCCUAGCAGACGAAGAUCUGCGGGCAGUGCUGGUGACCGAGAGCCCCAAUGCUCUUCGGCAGCACCUCGCUAUGCACGCGGCGAGUCUUUCGACUUAUGCCGAGGUGAGGGAGGUAGUGGUGAGCUACUUGCAAGCCAAAAGGGUCUGGACCCCGAGUGCGGGCUACGCCGCCUCUUCCCGAAGGGACCCUAACGCCAUGGACAUUGGCAGAAUAGGGGACCGAGACGGAAAAGAAGGGAAGGGCAAAGGCGACAAAGGCAAGAAAGGGGACAAAGACCACAGAAAGGGCAAGGGCGACCACGACAACAAAGGCAAAGGAAAAAGGGACAAAAAGGGGAACCAGCAAGGAGGCAGAGACGGCAAAGAGAGAUGCCCCAUCUGCUGGAAAACGGGGCACACCGUAAAAGAGUGCUGGUUUAACGCCAAGGGAAAAGGCAAAGGCACCAAGGGCCAGGUGGCCCAAGUGGCCGACGACGCGGCCACGACGGUGUCAACAGCCUCCUUGGCGACUGCGGGUCCCUCCGCGUCCCAGGCUGGGGGAAGCACCGGCGGCUCUGGCGGCAAAGGCCAGGUGCGCCAGGUGCGCGACGACCGCAUCUUAGGUGUGCGGUUUGCCCCGCCUCACGACACCGAGCCGGAGGAGGACAAAAUCCUCAAGGUGUCGGGGAGUCUUCUUGUGGACUCCGGGGCGUGUGUGUCCGUCUGCAGGCCCGAGGCGUUUCCCGACCUGCAGCCCGCGGGCCCACCAAAGAGCCUUUACUCGGUGGACAACAGCCGCCUGAAGACCAAGGGCCGUGUCCAGCCGAACCUCCUCUUAGGGGAGGAGCGCCAGUCCUGCAAGGUCAACUUUGAGGUGACCGAGGACAUAGAGGACGAAAUCCUCAGCAUCAGCCGUGCUGUUGAGGCCGGUGCGGGCAUUUGGCUCCACCGAGAGGACAGCCACAUUUUGUGGCCCGACGGCGUCCGCCGGGACCUGGGACACUACGACUAUAUCCCGGAGCAUGACCUCGAAGCUCGAGAGGUAGAGGACGCGGCGAUGGAAGCAGCAGCCGACGAAGAGGCCGAAGCUGCUGAAGAGGAGGAGGCUGCGGGAACGCGCCGAGCACGAGCUCGCGAGGACCCUCACCGCCGCCGUGAGCCCUCGGAUGAUCCGGUGACGCCGCUUGUCACCAUGGAUUAUCAGUUCUACAGCCGGGACGGGAAAGAAGUUGAGGAAGAAGCAUCGCUUGCCACGGUGCUGAACCUCACAGACAGGGCCACUGGUUGGACUCUGUCAGUUCCCGUGGCGCACAAAGGGCACAGACAUGCGGCUUACGCCGCAGGGCUUGUGGAGCAGUUCGUGGACCGCCUGGGGUACGACAAGUUCACCCUGCAGGCCGACCAAGAGAACGCCAUAGCCUCUGUGGCCCGUGCGGUCCACCGCCGGCACGUGGCCUGGCUGCAAGCCCGGUUCGGGACCAAGUCGACGGACGGGGUGACACCAUAUCGGGCAGCCACUGGCACCGACUAUGGUGGAGCACUUUGUGCGCUGGGUCAAAAGCGCGACGACUCCCAUGUGGUGCUAACCGAAGCUGGAAACGGAGCGGCUAGAACCGCCCGGCGAGCCCUGGCUCCGUCCGACGUGGAGGCAGGACCUUCCGCAGCAAGCGCGCUGCCGCAACAAGCGGCAAGCCCCGCCCCAGCCGCCAACGACGGCUCAGGCGAAGGGGGGCAGAAGCGCGACUCUGCGGGUUCCUCCGCGAGCGCAGCGGCAGCACAGCAGCCACCUGCAGCAAAGAGCCGGGUGGAGUGCAAGAAGGCACCGCGGCUAGGAGCGCUCACAGAGCGCGAGGUGUGGCAGCACAUCGCUGACCCGCCGCUCACCAACCACAAGGGCGAGCGGGACGCGUGGGUUGGGCAGGUGACAGACCUGCUAGACCGGAUGCUCUACCCCAAGCAAGUCGAGCAGGCACGCAAGGAGCAGCUAAGAAAGCUGUGGGACCGAGGCGCUUUCACGCCUGUGCUGCGGUCUGAAGUACCGCGCGGGGCGCAGCUGUUCAGGGCAAAGUGGGUCGACAAGUGCGACAAAGGGCGGUACAAGUCAAGGUGUACCUGUGCCGACGUCAAGGCCCGCUACAGCCCAGAACAGGAAGCUGGCUUGGACGUUUUCGUCCCAACGCCAACGCCCGAGAGUCACUCCCUACUUGAGGUAGCAGCGCUACACAACGAGGGGUGGGUCACAAGGUCUCUGGAUAUUGUGGCCGCCUUCCUCAUAGGGAAGGACCGCGGUGCGGCGGAAGGCCGCCCGGUCUACAUGUACGCGCCUGUGGAGUGGCGCGAGCUCUUUGACCAAUGGGUCUUGGAGCAGCCUGCAAAGGACCAGCAGUGGUACCGAGACCACUUCAGGGACUUUGUGUUCCGAGUGGACGGCAACCUUUACGGCCGAAGAACGGCUGGUUCCGUCUACAGGGACGAGCUGGAAGAAGUCCUCACCGGCAAGCUGGCCAAGGACUACGACUUCCAGCGGGGCGUGAAGGACCCGCGCGUGUACCUAGACCGCCGGUCCGGCCUAAUCCUUCUCCACCACAUCGACGACAUCCGUGUCGCAGGCCCCAAGGCCGUGCUGAAGUUCACGGAGGUGGACCUCCCGACGCACUGUGAGAUAACGGUGGGAGAACUGGAAGAGCCGGGCACAGCGGUGGAGGUCCUGGGAAGGACCAAGGUGCGCACAGAGGACUCUAUCCUCACGCUGCCCGACAGCAAGCACGCUGAGAAUGUGUGCGAGCAGCUGGGCAUCGGUCCAAAAGACAAGGGGACCGUGCCUAGCAGACCUCUAGACCUGACUAAGGUCGAGGAGCUCUCUGCGAGUGACGCCGCGAGGUUCCGCAGCGCCGCGGGUAGUGCUAUCUACCUGUCGGCGGACAGGCGAGACAUACAGUUCGCCGUGAAAGAGCUGGCGCGAAGAAUGCAGAACCCCAGGGUCUGCGACUGGCUCGCUGCGGAAACCCUCGCGCGAUACCUGCGGGCAACCCCGCGGUUUGGAAGGGUAGUUGUGCUGGACCCCGCGUCCAAGAGCACAGCCCUUCUGAACUUGGAGGUCUACUCCGACUCCGACUGGGCAGGGUGCCCAGAAACGAGAAGGAGCACAGACAAUAUAGUUGCCUGUCUCGGGGGAGCAGUCAUCCAGACAAGCUGCCAGACACAGCCUGGCCUCCCAGCCACCUCCAGCGGAGACGCGGAGAUCCGGGGAGUGUCACGAGCAGCAAGGGAGGCUGUCUUCCUACGAGAGCUUGCGGAGAAGGACUUUGCCCUAGUGCGGCAAUCCCUGCCCUCCAUGGGCAUGGUAGACCUCGAUGCGGUCGCAGGCGCCACCGAGGCUCUGGCCCAAAAGGGCACGAUCAAGUCGAUCCAGGCUAGCCCCUGGAAGAUGAGACCGCCGACCAAGCCUGCAAGCUCGGCGCUCAUGGCCACAAUCGUGGCGCUGCAGGUUCGACCUGCUAAGGCCCAAGGGCACGACUUCGCAGAGCUGGUGCUCGGCUUCGCGGCCCUAGGCUUCCUGGCCUUCCUGUGGAUGCUUUGGGGUUUAGUCUCCUGGCUCUGCAGGUGCAGGCGUGACAGGCAGGAGCCGGAGCCCGAGGAAGAAAUCGAGCACCACGCCGAGCGUGCCGUAGAGCCGCCGCGUGCAGCCCAAAGGGCCACGGAGGUCUGGCUAGGGCCAGAAGCGCCGCAAGAGGCGCAAGAGGAAAGGUCCGCCGCCUGCGGCAGCUCCUCCACCACCGCCGCCCGCUGCACCAAGGGUGCGGCGCAGGCGUAG
Molecule: messenger RNA, 5763 nt
Organism: Symbiodinium sp. CCMP2592
Lineage: Eukaryota; Dinophyceae; Suessiales; Symbiodiniaceae
Source: the annotation of a GenBank genome assembly